CGAGGUGCUGGGUCGGCGGCGCCGGGCAGCUGUUCGCGUCCUGUGGCUUGUGCUGGCGUGGUUGGACAUGGCGAGCUCGGCGUGCGAGGAUGGAGCGGGCCAGGAGGAGGAGACCUUUCUGUACUUUGCCUAUGGCAGCAACCUGCUGACGGAGAGGAUCCACUUCCGAAACCCCUCGGCCGCGUUCUGCUGCGUGGCGCGCCUGCAGGAUUUUAAGCUUGACUUUGGCAAUUUCCAAGGCAAAACAAGUGAGAGGUGGCAUGGAGGUAUAGCUACCAUUUUUCAAAGUCCUGGCGAUGAAGUGUGGGGAGUAGUAUGGAAAAUGAACAAAAGCAAUUUAAGUUCUCUGGAUGAGCAAGAAGGGGUGAAAAGUGGAGUGUAUGUUGUAAUAGAAAUUAAAGUUUCCACUCAAGAAGGGAAAGAAAUAACCUGUCGAAGUUAUCUGAUGACAAAUUAUGAGAGUGCUCCCCCAUCACCACAGUAUAAGAAGGUUAUUUGCAUGGGUGCAAAAGAAAAUGGUUUGCCACUGGAGUAUCAGGAAAAGCUAAAAGCAAUAGAACCAAAUGACUAUAAAGGAAAAGUCUCAGAAGAAAUGGAGGAAAUUAUUAAAAAGGGGGAAUCAAAAUUGUCCAGAACUUAACAGUACAUUUAAAGAUAUUCUACAUGUGCUAAUAUAAAGUAUUUUUAGUGUUUGAAAACAGGGAUCUGGAAUAUCUCUUCUGUUUAAUCUAUUAAUUUUCAAUACUUUCGUGAGGGGCCAUCUCCUUUGGAUGCUUCCUUAUUUUCAGACUGUAAAAAAGAACUGGAGCUGUGCUGGGAGUUAGGUGAUGAAAAGGGGGCUUUGAGGCCUGGAACAUGUGGAUGGUGACAGGUUUGGCUUCUCCUAUGGGCACUAACACUGCACCCCUGAGUUGAUCUUAAGCUUCUUGCUCAGUGAUAAGGGAUAUGUUUCAGCCUGUUUGAUACAGUGGUAAUGAAUUGCUCUGUUGUCCUUUUUUUAAAAAUAAACUUAAUAAGCAAACUA
This is a messenger RNA of Jaculus jaculus (lesser Egyptian jerboa), 1024 nucleotides long. It is a transcript of the gene Ggct, whose product is annotated as gamma-glutamylcyclotransferase. Gene Ontology annotation, molecular function: gamma-glutamylcyclotransferase activity. The record is from RefSeq and is a predicted model, not a curated record. The coding region runs from base 68 to 640 and encodes 190 amino acids. NCBI's taxonomy places the organism in Eukaryota, Metazoa, Chordata, Mammalia, Rodentia, Dipodidae. The transcript has 4 exons.